AUGAGUAAGGACAUGGAAGCUGCUAUCAGCAUGCGGUUCGACCUCUACGGGCGCAUCGCUCGCUCGUACGAGAACUUGAAAAAAGUAGGCUCUGCUCACUAUACGAUCGGCUUAGUGGAAGCGCGUCUACAAGCCCUCGAAUCCAACUGGGAAAAAUUCGACAUUCAACACAAGCUCCUCGCCGCAUACAGGGACGCCCUGGCAGGACAUGACUACCUGAAGAAGGACAUGCAGUCCCUUACGGAGGAAGCUUACAUCGCACAGAAGUGUAUGUUCCUUGACAUACUCCGCUUCAUGAAGAAUAAGGUCAGCGCGGAAGCGCCUGCCAUCGGCGCGAAUCCCUUGCAGACAUCGCGCACGACUUUGCCGCGGAUCCAGCUGCCACAAUUCUCGGGUUGGUACGAAGAGUGGCCUUCCUUCCGGGAUCUCUUCAACUCACUCAUCGUGAAAGAUGCCUCCACAGCUCAAGUCGAGAAGCUUCAUUACUUGAAGACGUGCUUGAAAGGUGAGGCGGAACUAUUAAUACGCAGUUUGCCGACGACAGCCGAGAAUUUCGAUCGCGCGUGGAAAAUCCUGACAGGAUAUUACGAGAAUAAACGUCUUCUAGUUUGUUCUUACAUUUCGCGAUUUUCGGCUCUUCAGAAACUCAAAAGUGAAUCCGCUACCGAAUUAAGAAAAUUAUAUCACGGCGUAAUGAGCACCGUCGGCGUUCUCGAAAGCAUCGGACGGCCGAUAACGCGCGGCGAGAAUCUCUUCGUUCAUCUCGUCGUGGAUCUCCUUGAUUCCCGGUCGCGUCGCGAGUGGGAAAGUUCUAUCAGUGAUGCGACGGAACCUCCGUCGUAUACCGCGUUGCAACAGUUCAUAGACCGUCGACUUCAUACGCUCGAAUCCUUGCAGUCUAGUCAACCGGAGACUAGCCCUGCGAAAUCAAGUCUAAAUUCGGGGCGUCCGUCCGCGCGUACUUCACGCUCGUAA
Messenger RNA from Formica exsecta, 975 nucleotides. RefSeq lists its product as uncharacterized. The record is from RefSeq and is a predicted model, not a curated record. The coding region runs from base 1 to 975 and encodes 324 amino acids. The transcript has a single exon. NCBI's taxonomy places the organism in Eukaryota, Metazoa, Arthropoda, Insecta, Hymenoptera, Formicidae.